Gorilla gorilla gorilla (western lowland gorilla) is the source of this 792-nucleotide messenger RNA. It is a transcript of the gene PAGE4, whose product is annotated as PAGE family member 4. The transcript is spliced from 5 exons. The record is from RefSeq and is a predicted model, not a curated record. NCBI's taxonomy places the organism in Eukaryota, Metazoa, Chordata, Mammalia, Primates, Hominidae. The coding region runs from base 83 to 391 and encodes 102 amino acids.
GCCACUUCUCUUCCCUUCUUCAUUCUUCGCCAGGCUCUCUGCUGACUCAAGUUCUUCAGUUCACGAUCUUCUAGUUGCAGCGAUGAGUGCACGAGUGAGAUCAAGAUCCAGAGGAAGAGGAGAUGGUCAGGAGGCUCCCAAUGUGGUUGCAUUCGUGGCUCCCGGUGAAUCUCAGCAAGAGGAACCACCAACUGACAAUCAGGAUAUUGAACCUGGACGAGAGAGAGAAGGAACACCUCCGAUCGAAGAACGUAAAGUAGAAGGUGAUUGCCAGGAAAUGGAUCUGGAAAAGACUGGGAGUGAGCGUGGAGAUGGCUCUGAUGUAAAAGAGAAGACUCCACCUAAUCCUAAGCAUGCUAAGACUAAAGAAGCAGGAGAUGGGCAGCCAUAAGUUAAAAAGAGGACAAGCUGAAGCUACACACAUGGCUGAUGUCACAUUGAAAAUGUGACUGAAAAUUUGAAAAUUCUCUCAAUAAAGUUUGAGUUUUCUCUGAAGAAGUCAUGCGUGUCUUUUGUAAAAUUUAUUCCUAGGAAAUUGACACUAUUGUAAAUGGUAUCUUUAAAAAUCCUUGUGCUCUGUUUAGAGCUGGUAUAUGUUUUUGUAUACUGAUUUUGUGUUGGGCAACAUUGCUAAACUUGCCUAUUCUGUUGGUUUAUCCCUACAUCCUUUUGGAUUUUCUCCAUACACAAUCAUACCACAUGUAAAUAAUGAUAAUUCUGUUUUUUCCUUUUGAGGCUUUGUACUUUCAUUUCUGGUCCUUAUGACACUGGCCAGACCCCUCCAGUACAAUG